This is a messenger RNA of Zygotorulaspora mrakii, 1998 nucleotides long. RefSeq names its product sodium:solute symporter family protein. Gene Ontology annotation, molecular function: urea transmembrane transporter activity. Bases 1 to 1998 code for a protein of 665 amino acids. The record is from RefSeq and is a predicted model, not a curated record. Gene Ontology annotation, biological process: urea transmembrane transport. Gene Ontology annotation, cellular component: plasma membrane. NCBI's taxonomy places the organism in Eukaryota, Fungi, Ascomycota, Saccharomycetes, Saccharomycetales, Saccharomycetaceae. The transcript has a single exon.
AUGGAGCCAGUAUUUUCACAGGGUGUUGGCUACGGCGUCGUUUUGGGAAUAGGUGCUUUUUUUGCCGUCUUGAUGAAUGUGGUGACCCUUAUUCAGAACAAGUUCACAUCUAAUAAAACCAACCGAGCUGAUGAGUUUACUGCAGCUUCUAGAAACGUACCUCUAGGCUUGAUGGUCGUUUCCAUUGUGAGCAGUUGGUGCUGGUCUCUAACUUUACUCCAAUCUGCGUCGGAAUCAUACAAUUAUGGUGUAUCUGGGGGAUACCUCUACGCAAUUGGGGGAUUCAUACAAGUGUCGGUAUUUAGUGUAGUUGCAUCUAAAGUUAAAGCAAAUGCGAACUUAGUAACAACUUUUCCUGAAGCAGGGUACCUCAGGUUCGGAACCGCAGGACAUUUGGCAUUUUUAUGGUGCGGAAUGGUCUGUAAUACGAUUGUAAGUGCGUGCAUCUUACUGGGAGGGGCUGCUGUUAUUAACGCUCUUACCGGAAUGAACUACUAUGCGAUUUUAUAUCUGCUUCCUUUCGUGUGUGCAGUUUAUGUUUACUUUGGAGGCCUUAGGGCAACAUUCAUUUCAGAUGCAUCACACACAUUUCCAUUGCUCGUAUUUCUGAUCAUAUUCGUAUUUGUCAUAUAUGGGGGCGGCUCUAGUGUUAUCGGCUCACCGCAGAAGAUGUGGGAAUUAUUGAGUGAGGUAGCCCUUCAAAAUCCGGUGGAUGAUAACUACCAUGGUUCCUAUCUCACGUUUAGGUCAAAAGACGGAGGAAUAUUUUUAUUUAUUUCUAUCAUUACCGGUUUUGGGCUUGUCGUACUAGAUCAGGCAUACUGGUCGAGAGCAAUCGCCGCGGAAUCUCUUAAAACAUCAAAAGCAUAUUUUAUUGGAGCAGUUUCAUGGUUUGUUAUACCUUGGACCAUGGGCUUAUCGCUAGGUCUAGGCGCGAGAGCUUGCUCUUUGAUACCCGGUUUCCCAUCUUUAUCCGAUGAAGAGAUAUCUUCUGGUUUGGCAGCUGUUGCCGCUGCCGAAUACCUGGUUGGAAAGGCUGGAUCAACAAUGAUAUUGCUGAUGAUUUUCUUUUCCGUUACUUCGUCGUUUUCAGGAGAGUUGAUUGCUACGUCAACUCUGCUCUCUUACGAUGUAUUCAAGAAAUACCUCAAAAAAGAUGCUACUCCACAACAAGUUCUUGUGGCAUCCAAGGCAGGCGUUUUCAUCUGGGCUAUCUUUGCAGGAAGUAUUGCCAGUAUCUUUUACAAAAUAGGCAUCUCAAUGGGGUGGCUCUUCAACUUCUUGGGCUGUGCCACUGCUAGCGGGGUGUUUCCCGUUGCACUGACAUUUACAUGGAACAAACUGAACAAAUGGGGGGCAGUCAGUGGAUCUAUCCUGGGUAUGACUUUGGCAAUCGCAAUAUGGCUCAUUACUUGUAAGGCAUACAUGGGUGAAAUCACUGUGGCUAACUUAUCCAAUAGAUGGGUUUCAUUUGCCGGAAACGCUGCUGCAUUAUUCCUUGGCGGUAUCUUUUCCAUCGGGGUUUCGCUGAUCUGGCCUGCGAACUUUGACUGGGACAACAUCAGGAAUAAGACCAUUCUCACAGAGCCCUUCAAUGAAACUGUUUUACAUAAAGAUGGAAAGUCUGCUGUACAGGAGGAGGAAACAUAUGAAAUAAAAGAUCCGGUGGGAGCCAAGUUAGAGAGCUGCUCUUCAUCUGAAGACGUCGAAGCUCUGGACGUUCCAUUAGCUGAAGUAAUUCCUGCUGCCAAGUUGAACAAACAGUUCAAGUUUUUCAUGAAAUUGUCACUGAUGUCCGCCUUCUGCCUUGCCGUUUUGAUCCCCAUUCCACAGAUUGCUGCUCCAUUUGUCUACACGAAAAAUUUUUUCACUUUUGUUAUUGCCGUCAACAUUAUUUGGCUAUUCUGCACUUUUAUACUGUGUGUUGUGCUACCACUCUUUGAGUCCAGAGAAUUCUUCAGAAACUUGAUCAGACAGCUUUCGCAAAAGACAGCCUAG